AUGUCCAAAGUGGCGGCCGCCAGUGGAGUCGGAACCUCGACGGGAUCAGAAAGUUGCGGAGCGGGGCCGGCUGAAGACCUCUGCAAGGUGUCAGAUGAGGAGCUGCUGAAGUGGAGCAAAGAAGACCUCAUUCGUAGCCUUCGUAAAGCUGAGGCAGAGAAAGUGAGCGCCAUGCUGGACCACAGUAACCUCAUCCGGGAGGUCAAUCGCCGCCUGCAGCUGCACCUGGGCGAGAUCCGGGGACUCAAGGACAUCAAUCAGAAAUUGCAGGAAGACAACCAGGAGCUGCGAGACCUUUGUUGUUUCUUGGAUGAUGACCGGCAGAAAGGCAAAAAAGUAUCCCGUGAAUGGCAGAGGCUUGGCAGGUAUAGUGCCAGCAUGAUGCAUAAAGAGGUUGCCUUAUAUUUGCAAAAGCUGAAGGAACUGGAAGUAAGGCAGGAAGAAGUUGUGAAGGAAAACUUGGAACUGAAGGAGCUUUGUGUCUUGUUGGAUGAAGAAAAGGGUGGUGUUGCUGGCUGCCGAAAUUCAAUUGAUAGCCAAGCCAGUCUUUGCCAAUUAAAUGCCACAAGUACAUUCAUAAGGGAUGUUGGAGAUGGGAGUAGUACCUCCAGUACUGGGAGCACUGAUAGUCCUGAUCACCAUAAGCACCAUUCAAGCUCAAGUCCUGAGCACCUCCAAAAAACAAGGAGUGAGGGAAGUCCCGAGCAUCAAAAGCACCGGAGUGCUAGUCCUGACCACCUCCACAAACCCCGAAGUUCUGGAAGUCCUGACCACCAGAAGCACCUAAAAGGACCAAGUCCAGAGCAUCAUAAAACUCUUGCCAAAGGUACUGCAGAGCAGCAGAAGCACAGCUGUAGCAGUCCAGAAACACUGCCAAAGCACAUGUUGAGUGGGAGCCCAGAACACUUUCAAAAGCAUAGGCCUGGGAGCAGUCCAGAACAUCAAAAGCACAGCAGCAGUGGAAGCCCUGAACUUCUUCAAAAGCAUGCUCUGAGUGGAAGCACAGAACACCUCCAAAAAGUGAGGGGCACUAGUCCUGAGCAUCUCAAACAGCACUAUGGGGGAAGUCCAGAGCACCUCAAACAUUUGGGCAGUGGCAGCAGAGAAGGCACCUUAAGGAGACAAGUUGCAGAUGAUCUGUCACCCCAUCACAGGGGCCUCUACAAUGGGAUGAAUG
This is a messenger RNA of Python bivittatus (Burmese python), 1177 nucleotides long. Lineage: Eukaryota; Metazoa; Chordata; Lepidosauria; Squamata; Pythonidae. The record is from RefSeq and is a predicted model, not a curated record.